Messenger RNA from Coniosporium apollinis CBS 100218, 1278 nucleotides. Its product is annotated as pre-mRNA-splicing factor cwc2. The record is from RefSeq and is a predicted model, not a curated record. Gene Ontology annotation, molecular function: metal ion binding; U6 snRNA binding; pre-mRNA binding. The coding region runs from base 1 to 1278 and encodes 425 amino acids. The transcript is spliced from 2 exons. NCBI's taxonomy places the organism in Eukaryota, Fungi, Ascomycota, Dothideomycetes. Gene Ontology annotation, cellular component: U2-type catalytic step 2 spliceosome; U2-type catalytic step 1 spliceosome; Prp19 complex.
AUGACAGAAGUACAGUCGCCUCUACCGCCUACCAUGUCAGCGGUUACGAUAGACGCCGCCGUCUCUCCCAGCCCUCCCCCAGAUCCCUCCGCCGACACAACAACUCUAUUAAGCACCACCAACGCUUCAAUACUACCCGCAGAAGACACCUCUACCGCUCUCGUAUCCACAAAUGAGGAAGGGAAAAAAGUGAGGAAGAUAGUGCGCAAGAAGAAGCGGCGGCCAGCGCGUCCGCAGGUUGAUCCCGCGGAAUUCAAGCUCGAACCGCCGCCGCAGACCGGAACUAUCUUCAACAUCUGGUACAACAAAUGGAGCGGCGGCGACCGCGAAGACAAGUACCUCUCCAAGCAUGCCGCGCCUUCCCGCUGCAACAUCGCCAAGGACUCCGGAUACACGCGCGCAGACUCCGUUCCCGGGUCGUACUUUUGCCUAUUCUUCGCACGGGGGCUGUGUCCGAACGGGCAGAACUGUCAGUAUCUGCACCGACUGCCCGGCUUACACGACAUCUUCAACCCGAACAUCGACUGCUUCGGGCGAGACAAGCACAGCGACUACAGGGAUGAUAUGGGAGGUGUGGGGUCCUUCAUGCGGCAGAAUCGAACGCUCUACGUGGGAAGGAUACACGUAACGGACGACAUCGAGGAGGUAGUAGCGAGGCACUUCCAGGAAUGGGGUCAGAUCGAUCGUACACGAUGCUUGACGCAGAGAGGAGUUGCCUUCGUCACAUACACAAAUGAAGCGAAUGCGCAGUUUGCAAAAGAGGCAAUGGCGCAUCAGGCACUAGAUCACAACGAGGUGCUGAACGUGCGGUGGGCGACCGCAGACCCGAACCCCGCAGCCCAGAAACGAGAAGCACACCGAAUAGAGGAGCAAGCAGCAGAGGCCGUCCGGCGCGCGUUACCGGCAGACUUCGUGGCCGAGAUCGAAGGGCGGGAUCCCGACGCGAAAAAGAGGCGAAAGAUUGAGGGCAGCUUUGGAUUGCAAGGCUAUGAUGCGCCGGAUGAUGUGUGGUACGCGAAAGAGAAGGCGGCUUUAGAGGCAAGUCGGAAUGGUGGAAUGUUGGAAAUAUCGGAAGAGAAACUAUUGCUGGAGGAUGCGGAUCGGCAAGAAAAGGAGACGAAGGAGGAGCAAAAUGGCGGGAUACUGUCGAGCUCGGCGCUUGCGGCGCUGAAGGGAUAUGGUGGAGGGACUGGCGUUACUUUCACCACGGCAAAACCGGCUGCUUCCGGAUCGGGCACGGCACUGGUCGGCUACGGCAGCGACGACGAUAGCGAUUGA